Chelmon rostratus (copperband butterflyfish) is the source of this 4295-nucleotide messenger RNA. RefSeq names its product whirlin a (gene whrna). The transcript is spliced from 13 exons. Gene Ontology annotation, cellular component: plasma membrane; cilium; stereocilium tip. Gene Ontology annotation, molecular function: protein binding. The record is from RefSeq and is a predicted model, not a curated record. The coding region runs from base 710 to 3637 and encodes 975 amino acids. Gene Ontology annotation, biological process: sensory perception of sound; auditory receptor cell stereocilium organization. NCBI's taxonomy places the organism in Eukaryota, Metazoa, Chordata, Actinopteri, Chaetodontiformes, Chaetodontidae.
CUGCCGGAUAGAUAAUGUUGUGAACUUGACGUCGGUUGGAAGUAAAAACCGAGUCCGGAGCGGGAUAGCGGGAACUCACCGGGACGCAGAGCAGGAGCACCAAAACAACUUUUUAUUUUCGUUUUCUUCGCUGAGGAAAUUGCUUCUCUUUCCGGGUGCGCGACAGCAGAGCAGGUAGCUCUUCGUUUGAAGUUGUGCUGUUGGUUUUAUUUCGCCUUGUGGAGCUGCCGGCGGCGAGGCGGACACCAGAGAAGCGGCUGCUCGGCAGCCACCUGACCUCCUGGAAAAUAAGACCGCCGCUAAUGACACGCAGGCUGAGGUCCUGAAGUGGCUCGCUGCUAAGCUCUCUGACGGAGCGGGGCCACUUUUCCGCGAGGCUGUUGCAUUCCCCGUCGUGACGCACUGUUUCGCACAUGAAGUUUCCAGAAUCCAAUUACUGAUAUUGAAAUUAUGCUAAGUGCUAAUUAAUUUGUGUCAGCUGUGAAAUUGAAUUUGUUGGGCUUAAUUGCCUGUUGCAGUUGCCCCUUUCAUCGCUCUGUCCAGCAAAUUGCGAGUAAUAAGUGGCUCAUCUGUCAGCCAGACAGCAUGGAUAUAACAGUCUUCCAGCGCUCCUGAUGCCAAGUGCCGGUCUAAUCCCGUGCCCCCAGCCCGUCAUGCCCGCUCUCUAACCCGCACCAGUGUGGCGCCGUGCCCCGGUCACACCGCCAGGAUGAGCAGCACCGACCUGGAGCGCAUGUCGCUCAGCUCCUCGGCCAACUCGGUGGCCUCCAGCGCGCGGACCCUGUCGGCCAACGUGAGGAAGCUGCACAACGCGCUCAACCUCCUGCUCAACGACUUCGAGAGGGAGCAGUUCAUCCACUGCCUCAACGUCUACCACUCCAAACGCAACGUGUACGACCUGGUGCAGACCCUCAACGUCAUCCUCAACGCGCCCAGCAAGCGGCAACUUCUGCCCAUGUUGCGGUUGGUCAUCCCCCGCUCCGACCAGCUUCUCUUCGAGCAGUACACCUCGGAGGGCCUCUACUUAAAAUCAGAUUUAGUUGCAAGCAAUGGCAACGCCGAACCCCCGCCGGGCGACUUCCCCAGCGCCAGCCCGACCCCCCCGGCGCACUUCUCGCCGAGCAACCCGCCCGAGUUUCAGGUGGCGCUGCGGGGCUCGCCGGACAGCUUCAGCACCAGCAGCGACGGGACAGCUCCGCUGGUGCCGCUGCUCGGGAGGAACUUUGUCCACGAGCCGCCGGGAGAGCUGCGGCAGGUCACCAUGAAGCGGCACAAGAGCAACGAGGGCCUGGGCUUCAGCAUCCGCGGCGGCUCGGAGCACGGGGUCGGCAUCUACGUGUCCCUGGUGGAGCCGGGGAGCCUGGCGGAGAAAGAGGGUCUCCGAAUCGGUGACCAGAUCAUGAAAGUCAACGACAAAGUCUUCGAUAAAGUGACUCACGCUGAAGCAGUGAAGGUGCUGAAGGGCAGUAAAAAGCUUUGUCUCUCAGUGCGUUCAGUCGGCCGGAUUCCAGGUGGCUAUGUCACCAACCAUGUUUAUACCUGGGUGGAUCCUCAGGGUCGGAGUGUGUCCCCUCCUCCUGACCUGCCCGAGCAUCGGAGCGCCACCCUGAGGAGAACUGACAGCCAGCGACGCAGCAACAUGCAGCUACUGCAGGAGGGAGACGAGAAGAAGGUCAACUUGGUUUUGGAUGAUGGCCGGUCUCUGGGUCUGAUGAUCCGGGGGGGAGCAGAAUAUGCUUUGGGUAUAUACAUCACUGGAGUGGAUCAGGGAUCAGCAGCAGAGUGCGGAGGACUCAAGGUCGGCGACCAAAUCUUGGAGGUGAACGGCCGCAGCUUUCUGAGCAUCCCGCACGACGAGGCCGUCAGGGUCCUGAAGUCGUCACGGCACCUGAUGAUGACGGUGAAAGACGUGGGCCGCCUGCCGCACGCCAGGACAGUGGUGGGUGAGACCAAGUGGAUCGCCAGCUCGCAGAUCGCAGAGAGCUCAGCCAACAGCAGCGUGGCAGGCUUCCCGGUGGACAAAGGAGCCUCUGCAGCAGGAAAGCCUGGGUUUUAUAAAGGUGUGGCGGGCUCUCAGGUGACCCUGUCCAGCCUGGUGAACCAGUCGCGGGCCAUGCUGGAAGAGCAGGCGCGCCACUUGCUGACGGAGGCGGAACGGCAGACUAUGGGCUACUACGUGGAGGAGUACCGGGACGGACACAUCGGGGUGGAGCAGCUGGUCGUGGCGCUGUUCGAGCUGCUCAACACGCACGCAAAGUUCUCUCUGCUGUCAGAGGUGCGAGGUUUGGUCACCCCACAGGACCUGGAGCAUUUUGACGGCUUGGUGCUGCGCCGUGAAAUUCAGGCUCUAAAGGCGCGACAGGGAACAGCCGGAGCCACGGCGCUCCAACCAGACUCCCUGUCCAUGGUGUCGUACCCGGACACUCUGACCUCGUCCUCAGCCAGCUUCAUGACCAACACCACCCUCAGCUCUGCUCGGGAAAGGCUGCUCUGGCUGAUAGAUAUGAUGGAGAAUGACAGCGUGGCGGAGAGUAAUGAGGACGUUCCUCCGGAGAGUCUGAACACGCUGCUGACCGACAUCUCUCUGGACGACGUUCAGUCCACCACAGCUGAAUCUCCCCCCUCCUUCAAGCCUCCGCCCCCACCCGGGGUGCAGAGGCGCCCAAGUAGACGAGAUCAGCUCAACAAAUGCCCCUCGUCUGAAUCCUCCCACUCAGGCUUGUACUUCACAGCCCCCGCCUCUCACAACCACAGCAAAGAGCCAGGACAUUCCCCCGCCUCGCCCUCACUGCGCUACAACCGAGAACACCCCAGGGACCCGUCUUGGGACUACGCAGCCGUCAAAAAGAGAGAUCCCGCCAAGAAAGAACAAAUAUCAGCUGCUCAGUUGUCCAUGGUCUCCCAGCACAACAUCGGCCCUUUCCCAAGGGUCCAGUCCCCCGGCAGAGGCACUAAACCUGCUGCCCCGUCCCCCUCACCUCCUCCUCCGCCUCCACUUCCCGCUCCUCCCCCGCCCCCUUCUCUGCCCCUUAAGCCAGUGUCCAUGACCAAAGCCUCCCCCUCCUCCCCUCCUGGCUCUAAACAACAGUUUGUUACAGUGGAGGUUCACAGGCCCAACGCAGAGCCCGACGUCAACGAGGUGCGGCCGCUGCCCCAGGUGCGAGGUGGCGCCCUGUCUCAGCUGUCAGACAGCGGCCAGACCCUCAGCGAGGACAGCGGGGUGGACAUAGCUGAGUCAGGACACAUCAGCAAAGACAGCUGCCCCCAUUCCUCACGCACACGCCAUCCCCGAGACACCCCGGGGGGCGGGGGGGACAACCCCUCCAAACCGCCUGGACUGUUGGAGCCCACCUCUACACUAGUGAGGGUGGCAAAGAGCGCCAGCACCCUGGGUAUUGCCAUCGAAGGUGGAGCUAACACUCGCCAGCCACUGCCGCGAAUUGUCACAAUACAGAGGGGUGGCUCAGCUCACAACUGUGGCCAGCUCAAGGUGGGUCAGGUGAUCCUGGAGGUAAACGGGAUUUCUCUGAGGGGCCGCGAGCACAGGGACGCCGCACGCCUCAUCGCCGAGGCCUUCAAGACCAAAGAGAGGGACCACGUGGACUUCCUGGUGACCGAGUUCAACGUGGCGCUAUAGCUGAACAGAAGAGAAGACGACGACGAGGGCAACGCAGAGAGAAGAAGAGUCCGAGGACGACGCGAUGGGGAAGAGCUUCAAGCAUCUGUUGAUUUAAAUGGCACAACUCUUUUAGAUAGACUGAAACAAACUACCAACUGAUCUCUGAGCCCUUCUCCUUUCUCAUACGCCCCACCCCUGAGUGGGGACAAAUGAGACUAUAAUUUACAAGGUAUUACUUCUACUGUGGACUUCGUUCAGGAUUCUCCUCAACGUGUUACCUCCCCACUGUGAGACCUUAUGCACUAAAACAGAACGUAGUGAAACCUAUACCUUUUGUUUGUUCUCUCUGUGUUAAAAUAUGGAUUUACAACUGUUUGACACCCACUGGAACUUCUCGUAGCACUCCCACCUCCCAUGGUCAGUUUAUUUGGUUUAUUAUUUGCUUCUGUCUGAGAGACAGCUGCACAUCUGAGACUGAUUCAUGCUCGACUUUACAAGCUUGGAUUUGUAUAUGUAAAAAUGAACAAAUGUAGAUACAGAUGCAUAUAUACUGUACACAUAAAGAUACUCCUAUAAGAAUUAUAAAGCCCGUAACCUCUGUUGCAUCAUCAACAUAUAGUAUGUAUAUAUAUCUAUAUAUUUGAAAGACGAUGAUUCUACAAAUUUUACAGUGAUG